Molecule: messenger RNA, 1229 nt
Organism: Lates calcarifer (barramundi perch)
Lineage: Eukaryota; Metazoa; Chordata; Actinopteri; Centropomidae
Product: catechol O-methyltransferase domain-containing protein 1
Exons: 8
Coding region: 364-1035 (223 amino acids)
Molecular function (GO): O-methyltransferase activity; S-adenosylmethionine-dependent methyltransferase activity
Source: RefSeq, a predicted model, not a curated record
UUGGCAAACACGGAAGCGAUUUAGCUGAGAUCAGUUUAAUCGUGUGGUAUCACAGGUGUCCAUAUGGUGAUGUCUUUUCGAAAUAUUUCCAAAGAAGCAUUAGUUGGAUCCAUUACAUUGGGAGCUGUGUUUGUCGCCGGUUAUGUCUUUGCCUCUACUGACUCUCAUGGUGGUAAUCACAACACUACAAAGCCUUAAAGGAACCGGAAUAUCCAGUGCUGUCCAGACAGUUCCUGAAGUGACAUGUACAAACACUAUCUAGUGCAAAUGCAAAUCACAAACUUCAGAACACAGAUGUCACAAGGAUCUGUCAGUCCAGACUGAUUCACUGUAUCGACCUAAGGGAGGAAGAAAUCUUCCAUAAUGAGCAUCUCUAAAAGUCACUGCGGGGGAAAAGACAACCCACUGAUGCAGUAUGUCCUCAAUCACUCAAUGAGGGAGCAUCCGGCCCUGAAAAAACUUAGGCUGAGGACAAUGGAAGAUUCCUGGAAUAUCAUGAUGGUUGCCUGUGAACAGGCGCAGUUCAUGGCCAAUAUUGCAAAACUAAUUAAAGCCAAGAAAGCAUUAGAGAUCGGAGUAUACACAGGUUACAACACACUGAACAUGGCCCUGUCUUUGCCUGAUGACGGAGUUGUGGUUGCGUGUGAUAUCAGUGAGGAUUACACCAACAUUGGAAAACCCUUCUGGAAAGAGGCUGGAGUUGAGCAAAAAAUUGAUCUACGCAUACAGCCGGCACUGAAAACUCUAGAUGAUCUCCUUGCUGCUGGCCAGGCUGGAACAUUUGACUUUGCCUUCAUUGAUGCAGACAAAGUUAACUAUGACAACUACUAUGAAAAGUCUCUGGAGCUUUUGAGGAAAGGAGGCGUCAUUGCCAUUGACAACGUGCUGUGGGGUGGGAAGGUGCUGAAUCCUUCUCCUGAUGACGCAGACACUCUGGCCAUUGACAAGCUGAACAAGAAGUUGCACAGAGACACUCGCAUCAGCCUCAGCAUGCUCACAGUGGGAGAUGGACUCACACUUGCCAUCAAACUAUAGGACAGGUGUCUGAUAGGUGCAAUGAUUUAUAGGCCUUGGAAAGUAACACUAGGAUGCUGAACGUAUUCUUUAAGUAGGGUGCAUUAUUAUCUGAGGUACACUGUAACGCUGUAUUUUUAUGUGAUCAGUUUUAUUACAAAACAAAGUGCAGUGUUGAAUGAAAUGGUAAAUAAAUUUGAAUUUAAAAAACUGUU